Messenger RNA from Knipowitschia caucasica, 1242 nucleotides. Lineage: Eukaryota; Metazoa; Chordata; Actinopteri; Gobiiformes; Gobiidae. The record is from the annotation of a GenBank genome assembly.
AUGGAGAGACUGACCACAGCGCUGACCCACAGACGGGUUCUGUUCCCGCUGUCACUGGCUGUGAGGCUGGUCCUGGUUCUGUACGGAGACCAUCAGGACAGAACUAUGGAGGUCAAAUACACAGACAUCGAUUACCAAGUGUUCACUGAUGCCGCCAGGUUUGUGACUCAGGGCCAGUCUCCCUACAACAGAUCUACAUACCGAUACACGCCCCUCCUCGCCUGGAUGCUCACUCCAAACAUUUAUCUCUUCAUGGCCUUUGGUAAAAUCCUCUUCAUUUUGUGUGACGUUUUAUCAGGACUCCUCAUAUACAAAAUCCUGCGCCUGCGUGGACUGAGCUCAAAAACCUCUCUUGGAGUGAGUUCUCUAUGGCUGCUGAACCCUCUGCCCAUGGGAGUGUCCAGUCGGGGGAAUGCAGAGUCCAUUCUGGCUGCGCUGGUCUUGGGGACGUUACUGUGCAUGGAAGCUCGGCGCCGGACUUGUGCUGCUCUUCUCUUUGGCCUGGCCGUCCACAUGAAGAUCUACCCUGUCACUUAUGCCCUUCCCAUCGCUUUAACUUUACGGACACAAAACCUGGCUGCACAGAAGCAUGAAGCAGAGUCAAAGUGGAGGAGUUUCAUAAGAUUCUUCACUUCCUUUAUUAAUAAGGAAUUGAUGAUCUUUGCCAACGUUUCAGGGGGAGUGGUUUGCUUUCUCUCUGGGCUCUUCUAUCACAUGUAUGGUUGGGAGUUUCUCCAUGAGACUUAUCUUUAUCAUUUAACGAGACGUGACAUAAGACACAACUUCUCCCCAUAUUUCUACAUGAUCUAUCUCACUGCAGACACUAGGUGGAGCCAGUUGCUUGGUCUUGCGGCCUUCCUCCCUCAGCUUCUGCUCCUGCUGAUCAUGUCCUGGGUGUUUCAUUCAGACUUGUCCUUCUGCUGUUUCCUGAACACUGCAGUCUUUGUUUCAUUCAACAAAGUUUGCACAUCACAGUACUUCCUGUGGUACUUGUGUUUACUACCUCUGGUCAUUCCUGGGCUCAGCCUCUCGGUAAAACAAGGCGUCGGACUGCUGCUGCUCUGGUUUGCAGGACAGGGCGUGUGGCUGGCUCCAGCUUACUUCCUGGAGUUUGAGGGCUACAACACGUUCUUGUGGAUCUGGCUCGCUGGACUGGUUUUCUUAGUCAUCAACUGUUUCAUCCUUGUUCAGAUCAUUUCUCAUUACAGACCUCUGCCUCCGCGAACACUGAAAAAAGACUGA